GCUUGCUCAGAGCUGGGCCAAAUCAGCACUUACCUAAUCCCCUGAGGGCCCAAAACGAGCCCCUCUGUCCUUCUUCCUCUCCCCGUUCUCCUGGCGACCUCACGGCAGCGAACAGGGUAGCCGACGCGAGACAUCGGCAUGGCGUCGCGAUUCCUAGCCCGAUCCAAAACCCUAGCUCUCGCCCUCUCCCGCGCGGAUGCGGCGCCGGCGCCCCUGCCUGGAUCCCGCGCGCUCUCCUCCCUCCCGCGCUUCCCCGCCGCUGCCGCCCCGUCCCCGGCGAUUGGAUCCCCUCCUGGCCUCGGCAAGGUUCUUGGACAUGAGCCAACAUCACACCUGAGCGGCACACAAUUUUUACCUUGUUGGUUUUCUACUGUAGCAUCCAAUGGAUCUCCCAUGCAGAAUACACAGGUCUCAGAGACAUGCAAGUCAGUUGCUGGAAUGGGACACUCUGAUGCACUAAAAGCGACUGAAGGAGCCUCCCCUAAAGUCGCGGCAUUCAGCCCACUAGAAGCAGCUAUUGCUAAACCUAGAAGCAGUCCAUUGACAAGUGAAAGUUCUAAAGUUAGGCGAUCAGAGAUAUUAACAGGAGUAACCUUUUACAUGAUCCCAGCUCUGCUUCUUUCCUCAAGGAACAGCAUCAGUACAUCUCUUAUGGUCGCGGCGGUAUACCAUCAAAUCUACAUGUUCCACAAGGAGAUCUUUCUGGAUUAUGUGCACCACGACAUUACCAGGAAGUGGGCUUUGAUAUACUUCAAGCUGCUUCUGCUGGUCAUGGCAAAGGACACCAUCGUGUACUUCGGUUUGGUCUGAGUUCACCAUGUUAGUUUGUCAAAGGACGGGCUAUGCACUCAUUUGUACGCCGAGAAAAAUAAUGAGCAUCGGCACAUGCUGGGGCGCUGGUGGUUCUUGUUUCCCGCAUGAACUUCUUGGUUUCCAACCUUUUCCCCUCCCAACGUUGCUCAUCUUGUUUUUGUCUAUGCAUUCGAAAGGGUUUGUUUAGUGGCCCUAUCAGAUAACAAGUUUCUGCAAACCAUGAUAUUAGAGCGGGUGACUGCAUUCAUGUUUGUAAUAAUUAGCAAGUAUGUGAACUCUGCAACUCGUAUUUGGUAUGUUUCCUAGCACAGCGUAGUCGCACAUAUUUUUGCAUGAAAGAAGUGUGAAUUCUCAUCA
Messenger RNA from Triticum aestivum (bread wheat), 1170 nucleotides. Its product is annotated as succinate dehydrogenase subunit 4, mitochondrial. The transcript has 3 exons. NCBI's taxonomy places the organism in Eukaryota, Viridiplantae, Streptophyta, Magnoliopsida, Poales, Poaceae. The record is from RefSeq and is a predicted model, not a curated record. Bases 139 to 810 code for a protein of 223 amino acids. Gene Ontology annotation, cellular component: respiratory chain complex II (succinate dehydrogenase); mitochondrial inner membrane. Gene Ontology annotation, biological process: mitochondrial electron transport, succinate to ubiquinone; tricarboxylic acid cycle.